AUGGCUGAAGAGGAUGCUGAGAAGGCCUUUUUCCAGGCCCAGGCAAUGAAUGCGGACUCCGUGGACUAUAAAGCUGUUGAAGAUCAGGGCGCUAGUUCAGAUUCAGAUGAUUAUGAUCCUUCGAAAACACUUCAAGAUCAAUAUUCUGCUUCCUCUAUUCCCCCUGAAACGGAUCUCAGCCAGCCCGCGGACAAUGCCUACCCUUCCCAGACACCAUCCCGAGCUGACUCCCAGGCAUCAGCGUCGGCACCUGCGUCGGGUACCCCUGUGCCAUUGAAGACGAGGACAAUUGGGGGCUUUGUGGUUGAGGACGAAGAUGAGGAUGACGCGGGUGAUGCGGAUUAUGAACCGCCAGCUGUACUAGGUGUCGAGGACAUGAAUACUAUAUCUAUGAAUGUGCCUCAGCAACCCAUUUCAGGAAAUGCAAAUGAAGAUACUCCUACCCCUGAUGUAUCAAUGGACGGUGCUGUGCAGGCACCUGCCAACGCAAAGAAUUUUCCCAAUAGCUCUUAUACCCCUGUUUCUGCUGCUGCUUCUAAAAGCGAUACACCUGCGCUUUUGAGCCAGGAUAUGUACAACUCACGUACUUUACAGUCUGAAAAUAUGCAACAUAGCGCUGCAGCUACACCCGCUCCUGAUUCUCCGUCGACCGCCAAGGGUCGGUUGCCUCAUGAUCGCGUUGGUAUCUUGGAGGACAGAAUACAAGAAGACCCACGUGGUGAUAUCCCGGCAUGGCUCGAGUUGAUCAAUGAACACAGAAGCCGCAAUAGAAUCGACAGUGCGCGUGAGGUAUACGAGCGUUUCCUGACGGCGUUCCCCUUUUCUGCCGAACAGUGGGUGGCAUAUGCAACCAUGGAGUCUGAACUCAACGAGUUAUAUCGCCUCGAACAGAUAUUUAAUAGGACUCUCUUGACUAUUCCCGACGUCCAGCUUUGGACUGUAUAUCUCGACUACGUUCGCCGUCGUAACCCUUUGACAACUGAUACUACUGGUCAAUCAAGGAGGAUUAUUUCGUCCGCCUAUGAUUUAGCACUGCAAUUAUGUCCAGUUCAUACGCUCUGGUCCGGGGAAUGUCGGCGGUUCUGGGUGGCAGGACCAGCAAAAAUGGAUUUGCUUCGCAAAGCUUAUCAGAAAGCUAUCUGCGUUCCCACUCAAGCUGUCAAUAAUCUUUGGAAAGAAUACGACCAGUUUGAAAUGGGUCUAAACAAACUCACGGGACGGAAGUUUCUUCAGGAGCAGUCACCCUCGUACAUGACCGCUCGCAGCUCUUACACAGAACUGCAAAAUAUCACAAGGGACCUGAACCGGACAACUUUACCCAGGCUACCCCCUGUUCUAGGCUCUGAUGGCGACAUUGAAUUCGGACAACAGGUUGAUAUCUGGAAGCGCUGGAUCAAAUGGGAGAAAGGAGACCCACUUGUUCUAAAAGAGGAAGAUCAGGCUGCUUUCAAAGCUCGUGUAAUUUAUGUGUAUAAGCAAGCUCUCAUGGCUCUUAGGUUCUUACCAGAGAUAUGGUUUGAAGCUGCUGAAUUCUGCUUCCUAAACGACAUGGAGAACGAGGGGAAUGAAUUCUUAAAGAACGGCAUAGAAGCUAACCCGGAGAGUUGUCUUCUUGCGUUCAAGCGUGCCGACCGACUGGAAAUCACUUCGGAGUCCGAACAAGAUCCCAUAAAGCGAGGUGCCAAGGUUAGAGAACCUUAUGACAAGCUGCUUAAUGCGCUUUACGACUUAAUCGCCAAAGCACGCACGCGAGAAUCUCAAGAUGUUGCACGACUCGAGGAAACUUUCGCGAAAAUGAACCCGGAUACUCAGCCGUCCAAGACAGACGAUGACGAUGACGAUCAAGGUGACUCGAAGGCAAGAGAGUCGAUGAAGAACGCCCAGAUCGAAGCCCUGCGCAAUGCGCAUGCAAUCCAAAUCGGCAUCCUUUCUAAAACGGUCUCGUUCGCAUGGAUUGCUCUAAUGCGCGCAAUGCGCCGCAUACAAGGCAAGGGUAAACCUGGCGAAAUGCCUGGCUCAAGACAAGUGUUUGCGGACGCCCGCAAACGAGGACGUAUCACUAGUGAUGUCUACAUUGCAAGUGCACUCAUCGAAUAUCAUUGCUAUAAAGACCCUGCUGCAACAAAGAUCUUUGAACGGGGUGCUAAGCUAUUCCCCGAGGAUGAGAAUUUCGCACUCGAAUACUUGAAGCACUUGAUUGAUAUUAAUGAUGUCAUCAACGCUCGUGCAGUCUUCGAGAUGACGGUAAGAAAGCUGGCAUCUAACCCAGAAAAUGUGCUCAAGACCAAGCCCAUCUUUGCCUUCCUUCACGAAUAUGAGUCUCGAUAUGGAGAUUUAGUACAAGUCAUAAAUCUGGAGAAUCGCAUGCGUGAACUGUUCCCUGAAGACCCGACGUUAGAACAGUUCGCCCAUCGAUACUCUAGCCCUGCUUUCGACCCUACCGCGGUGCGGCCGAUCAUCUCUCCCUCCCAAACAAGGCCCAAGACAGCAUUCCCUACGGAACAACCCGUGUCUCGUCAUGGCACUCCAUCUUCGAGGUAUCCGGAUGCGUCAGUGACCAACUCACCGAAAAGACCAUUAGAAGACUUUGAUGACGAUACGAAUCGACCACGCAAGUUUAUUCGAGCCGACUCCCCCCUGAAAACAACCCAGAGGCGACAGUUGGAUCCGCCAAAACGUGCUCAACAAGUCAUCAGCAGCCAGAGUGGAUCUCAAUUCCGGUCACAAGGUUCACCUGCUCCAUUACCCCGUGACAUUGUUUAUCUCUUGAGCAUCAUUCCCUCGGCGUCAUCCUACAACGCUGGUCGGUUCUCACCGGAAAAGUUGGUUGAGCUUAUCCGAAGAAUUGAUAUGCCCACCUCCAUCUCACAGAUUCCACUUCCAUCAUCUGUGCGCGGGCUUGGGUUUCCUGGUGUCUAUCGCCCACAGUAAUAUACCAACGCAUAGAGGCAUGACUCCUAC
Aspergillus nomiae NRRL 13137 is the source of this 2961-nucleotide messenger RNA. It is a transcript of the gene rna14, whose product is annotated as cleavage polyadenylation factor subunit RNA14. The record is from RefSeq and is a predicted model, not a curated record. Gene Ontology annotation, molecular function: protein binding; mRNA binding. NCBI's taxonomy places the organism in Eukaryota, Fungi, Ascomycota, Eurotiomycetes, Eurotiales, Aspergillaceae. Gene Ontology annotation, cellular component: nucleus. The transcript has 7 exons. Gene Ontology annotation, biological process: mRNA 3'-end processing. Bases 1 to 2931 code for a protein of 976 amino acids.